UGUUUCCGGACAGAAAGGAUAUUUUCUUUUUUUGUCUGUUAGGAAGUGAAAGGGGCGGGGUUUUGAGAGGCAUAAAGCCCUGUGAAUGCAGUGCAGUUCCAACAGUUACAGACUGCAAUCAGCAUGAACUGUAGCAUGCAGAAGAGAGUCCUGCUCAGCAGUGGGAGGGAUGGAGAGUUUGACAAGUUGGCUCUGCAGUUCUUCUGGGACAUUGUCAAGGAGAAGGAACCUUUGGUCAGGUCACCUUAUUUUCCAGCACUGUUUUCCUUUACAGCUUACAUGACUUUCUGCCUUCCUUACGUUGCACUGGACUUUUUAAGCACUAAAAUACCAACCCUAAGAAGAUACAAAAUCCAGCCUCAGAGUUAUCCAACUCUUGAAAUGAUGGUGCCUUGUGUACUUCGAAGUGUUUAUCACCACAUGGUUUUGAUUUUCCCAGUGACGGUUGCACACUGGUAUUGGAGACCAGUGCAUCUACCCGUGUUGGCCCCUGAGCUGCCCAAACUUCUGCUGGAUGUAACAGUUUGCCUGCUUCUCUUUGACUUCCAGUAUUUCCUGUGGCAUUUGCUUCAUCACAAGGUAUCUUGGCUCUACAAGACGUUUCACAAGGUUCAUCACAAACACGUUUCUACAUUUGCUCUUACUGCACAGUACUCCAGUGUAUGGGAACUGCUUUCACUUGGAUUUUUUGCUGCCAUCAAUCCAGUGAUGCUGAAGUGCCACCCUUUGACAGAAAUGAUUUUCUUCCUCAUUAACAUUGCAUUGUCAGUGGAGGAUCAUUCAGGUUAUGACUUUCCAUGGUCAACUCACAGACUGGUACCAUUUGGCUUGUAUGGAGGAGCUCCACAUCAUGAUCUCCAUCACCUGAAAUUCAGAUCUAACUAUGCUCCAUACUUCACCCACUGGGAUAAACUCUUUGGAACAUUUGCUCAUGUACAUCCGAAGUAAGGGAGCUUGUCUAUGAACUAGCACACUUUGUGCAACUUCUAAACUGAAAGAAGAGUUUAAUUUUUCAGACUGAUCAAAAUAUGAAUGUUUGAAAUCAGCUAUAUGGGCCAUAACUGUUAUUUAUAACAAAUAUUUUAUGUCUCUGUGUGUCUGUCUGAAAUUGCAUUUUUUAACUAUAUUAUUUCUAUUUGAGUCAAACAUAAGGAAGUAUAAAGAGACUUUGCUUUAUUUCCUUUGAAUAUCCCAGCUUUUAUAAAGCAUGUUAUAUAUUGUUGUAUGAUGUUCAAUACAUACACAGAGAAAUAUUUUCUAACUGUGAUAGAAUGAUACAUGAUAUGAAUAGAAACUAUACACACAAGAGUUUUUCUAUGAAAUUUUAUCUGCCAGUUUAUAUUCAUCCAUACUGACCUUGUUCAAAUAAAUUGCUGUCUGAUAGAACUAAUUCUCUAAUUUGGUUUUGCUUUUCUGUGCAAUAAUUUGAAUAUUUAUUUUGUGUACCUCUUUAAUGGUCUAUUUUUAAAGUGAAAUAAACUCUGUUGUAAUUAAAGUGAUCCUUUAGCCA
Alligator mississippiensis (American alligator) is the source of this 1510-nucleotide messenger RNA. RefSeq names its product cholesterol 25-hydroxylase (gene CH25H). Gene Ontology annotation, molecular function: C-4 methylsterol oxidase activity; iron ion binding; steroid hydroxylase activity. Bases 124 to 948 code for a protein of 274 amino acids. The record is from RefSeq and is a predicted model, not a curated record. The transcript has a single exon. NCBI's taxonomy places the organism in Eukaryota, Metazoa, Chordata, Crocodylia, Alligatoridae. Gene Ontology annotation, biological process: sterol biosynthetic process; cholesterol metabolic process.